Messenger RNA from Papaver somniferum (opium poppy), 1428 nucleotides. Its product is annotated as AT-hook motif nuclear-localized protein 25-like. The record is from RefSeq and is a predicted model, not a curated record. Gene Ontology annotation, molecular function: DNA-binding transcription factor activity; minor groove of adenine-thymine-rich DNA binding. The transcript has a single exon. Bases 277 to 1197 code for a protein of 306 amino acids. NCBI's taxonomy places the organism in Eukaryota, Viridiplantae, Streptophyta, Magnoliopsida, Ranunculales, Papaveraceae. Gene Ontology annotation, biological process: vegetative to reproductive phase transition of meristem. Gene Ontology annotation, cellular component: nucleus.
UCAUCUAUCCCCCAACCCUUCAUCACCUCCUCUCUCUAUGUUCACCUUUAAGCUACUAUUCCCAUGGAAACCAGCUUAGAUGGGUCAUAAAAAGACUUCAAAAGUUACUGCUGCUUCCUUGAAAGUGAAGUUCCAAUAUAAAUCCGUUUAGCUUUACUGUUCAUCAUAUUGAAGAUUGUUUGACUUGCAGUCUUUAGGAAUGAAGUUUAUCUGUUUGUUAGAUUUCUAAGCAGAAAGAGUGGGUUUUUAGAAAGAAAAAAGAAAAGGAUCAGCUAGAUGUUAACAAUGGAGGGUUCAUCAAAACCAAGCCAAGGUUCUCAGUAUGUAAACCGACAGCUUAUUACACCAGUGAAACUACCGCAAAGAUCAACUCCACAACAACCACCGAGCCAAACCCUUUUCAAAAUGAGCUCGCCUACUGAUGAUGGUGAUGAAGAAAAUAAUGACUUAGAUAUUGUAACAAGUUCAGGAGGUGGAGGAUCCAGUAGCCGUCGUCCAAGAGGAAGACCACCAGGCUCAAAAAACAAACCCAAACCACCCAUAAUUAUUACCCGUGAUAGUCCCAAUUCUCUUCGAUCACAUAUUUUAGAAAUCACUGCUGGAGCUGAUAUCAUCGAGAGUAUGUCGAGUUAUGCUAGGCGAAGAGGUCGUGGAGUUUGUGUUCUCAGUGGUAGUGGAACAGUUGUUAAUGUAACCCUGAGGCAACCAGCAACCACGUCUUCACCGGGAAGUGUUGUUACGUUGAAUGGAAGGUUUGAGAUACUGUCUUUAACUGGUACGGUGCUUCCUCCUCCUGCACCACCUGGUUCCGGUGGAUUGACAAUAUUUCUGGCAGGUGGGCAAGGGCAGGUGGUGGGGGGUAGUGUUAUGUCACCGUUGGUAGCUUCAGGAACGGUUGUUUUGAUGGCGGCGUCGUUUGCUAAUGCAAUGUAUGAGAGAUUGCCGUUGGAAGAGGAAGAGGAUGAAGAAAAGGUAAAGAAGGAAUCACCUGAGAAAUCUGUUCAACCAACCGCAUCACAGUCAUCUGAUAUUACUGGAAGUGGUUGCGGCGGCGGUGGUGGAGUCUCAUUUCAAAAUUUGGGAGGGAAUUAUCAGUUUCCAACAAGUGAUCUUUUUGGAUGGGGUACUACUGGGAGCGGUGCUGCUGGUAAUGGUCAUGGCAAUGGAAAUGGUAAUGCUGUUAGACCUAACUUUUGAUGAAAGAAUACAUAUCUAGUUAAAGAUGAGAUGAAGUUUAAACAGUAGAUACUGUUUUAUGCCUUUAGUUAUUAAGCUUCAUUUUUCAUCAUACUUUUGGGGUUCAUUUUGUAUACUUGUAAUAUGAGCAGUGGGGAUGCUCCAAUUUUCUUGGGUUAGAUUUUCAGUAGAAUAUAUUUUGGGUACAUCUUUAAAGAACAAUGGAGAAGAAUUUUCUUCUUCUUUUUCUUA